This is a messenger RNA of Sinocyclocheilus anshuiensis, 2326 nucleotides long. Its product is annotated as fascin-2-like. The transcript has 5 exons. Gene Ontology annotation, cellular component: actin cytoskeleton; cytoplasm. Bases 311 to 1783 code for a protein of 490 amino acids. Gene Ontology annotation, biological process: establishment or maintenance of cell polarity; actin filament bundle assembly; cell migration. The record is from RefSeq and is a predicted model, not a curated record. Lineage: Eukaryota; Metazoa; Chordata; Actinopteri; Cypriniformes; Cyprinidae. Gene Ontology annotation, molecular function: protein-macromolecule adaptor activity; actin filament binding.
ACAAGGGGAAAUAUCUCCAGAGCCUCUGCAAGCUCUCCGGGGAGCAAAACGCCAUUUUUACCAAGCGGAGAGUCCAAGGACCAAGAACAAAACCAAAAGAGGAACUUAGGAGCAGCCUACUAAAGAAAGUUAAGACCUGUAUCUGAAAAGAGUAAGUUACACUAAGGAGCCUAUAGUGAAGUGGACUUCACUUUACUCUUCCCCAAUAGGAAGAAGAUUAAUAAGGACAAGUAGGGGAGCUAACAUUGCUGUUCAGCUUCUUCUCUGGACUUUCAACACUCUCUGGCUUCCAUCUGGGUUUUAAGCCAGGAUGCCCUCCAAUGGCAGUAAAGCCCUCAAGCUACAAUUCGGGCUUAUCAAUUACGAGAAUCGCUAUCUAACAGCAGAGGCCUUUGGCUUCAAGGUGAACGCUUCAGCUCCAAGUCUAAAGAAGAAGCAGAUUUGGACUCUGGAGCAGGAUGAGCAGGACGGUCAGGUGAUUUACCUGCGCAGUCACCUGGGGCGCUACCUGGCUUCCGACAAAGAUGGCAAGGUAAGCUGUGAGGCUGAAACCAAAGAGAACGACUGCCGCUUUCUGAUUGUGGCACAGUCAGACGGGCGCUGGGCCUUGCAGUCCGAGCCAUAUCUGCGCUUCUUCGGAGGUUCAGAGGACUACUUGUCUUGCUUUGCUCAGACCAUUGGUGAGGCAGAACUAUGGGCCAUGCACCUGGCCCUGCACCCACAGGCAAAUCUGCUCAGUGUGGCCCGCAAACGCUAUGCCCACCUAGCAUCUCCAGAGGGAGAGAUUGCUGUGGACAGCAACAUCCCUUGGGGUGUGGAUGCUCUUUUAACUCUUGUGUACAUGGAUGGCAAAUAUUGUCUUAAGACCAGCGACAGCCGCUUUCUGAACAAUGAUGGGAAACUGUCUUCUGAAAAUGGUCGUGGGACAGGCUACACUUUGGAACUGAAAUCAGGCAAGUUGGCCUUCAAGGACUGUGAGGGGAAGUACUUGACCCCCAUGGGGCCCACUGGAACUCUGCGCUCUGGACGCUGCUCCAAACCUGGCAAAGAUGAGCUGUUUGAUCUUGAGGAAAGCCAUCCGCAAGUGGUGUUUCAGGCCUCCAACAACAGAUUUGUUUCCAUCAGACAAGGAGUGAGUGUCUCAGCCAAUCAGGACGAUGAGACAGACAUGGAGACAUUUCAAAUGGAAAUUGAUAAAGACACAAGAAAGUGCAAAUUCAGAACUAACGAAGGGAAUUACUGGACGCUUGUCGCUCAUGGAGGCAUCCAGUCAACAGCCACGGAAGUCGGUGCCAACACCAUGUUUGACAUAGUGUGGCUCGGUCGACGGGUGGCACUGCGAGCCAGCAAUGGAAAAUACGUAUGCAGUAAGAAAAAUGGCCAGCUUGCUGCAGUCAGUGACUCUGUGGGUGAGAACGAGCAGUUGAUUCUGAAGCUGAUCAAUAGGCCCAUUCUGAUCCUGAGGGGAGAGAAUGGUUAUGUUUGCCACCACAAGAACUCUAAUACACUGGACGCCAAUCGUUCAGUCUAUGAUAUAUUUACACUGCAGUUCAAUGACGGUGCAUACCACAUUAAAGGUGCUGGUGGAAAAUUUUGGUAUGUGUCCAACAGUGGCUUGGUGUGCACUGAUGGAGACACACCUGAAGAUUUCUGCUUUGAGUUCUUAGAGCAUGGUCGGGUAGCUAUAAGGGGCAAAAACGGCAAAUAUCUGCGUGGAGACCAAGGAGGCAAUCUGAAAGGAGAUGGAGAGAUUGCAGACAACUCUUCCCUCUGGGAAUACUGACACCAUGUGGACAUUUAAGGAACUGUCACUCACCUGUGUUAAACUCUUGGAUUUACAAAUAUGAGAAAAAUAAAUUGGUACAAUUAAGGUUUCAUAUUUCAACAUCUGUUUUCCCAUCAGUCAGCAUUUGAUGUAGAGUCAGUAUUCAGAAUUGCGUAUGUAUUAUUAACCAUUUCUGGUGUAUAGUCAAAAUGAGGCUGUAUAAAAAUAAUUCAAACAUAAGAAGAACCUUUAUCAUAUAAACUCACUUUUGCACACUGUUAGGAAAAAUGUGUGAGGUUAUGAUCUUACAUAAAACUUGCAAAGCAUGCUAUUACUGUGGCAGAUCACUUCUAACAUCUCUGUUCGUUUUCAAAUUGACACAUUAUAAUUCAUUACUGCUGGGUUUUUUUUUUUUUACUUUAAUGACCCAUUAUUGUCUUGUCUUUCAUGCUAUUAUUUAUUAUCAUGUCAAUGUUUGUCAGUUCCAGUGAAGCUUGUUUUAUUCUCUGGGGUUACAGACUGCUGUGUUUGUAAUAUAUGGACAUACAUGGCAUUUAAAUA